AUAAAUACGGAAUAUUGUAAGCAAACAGCUAACAGUUGCAGUCUGUCGAACUAUCAAGUACAUAGGUACAACAAGAUCUUCAAAAAACAAAACAAAUAAAAUGGCCGCUAAGAUGAUCAUUUUCGCCGCCUGCGUGGCCACCACACUCGCCCAAUACUCCGCCCCGGCCUACAAGCCAGCUUACUCGGCACCCGCUUACGCCGCACCAAAGGCUUACGCUCCGGAGCCCGCUUACGCUCCGGCCCCGUACAGCUUCGAGUACGCCGUAAACGACCCACACACCUACGACAUCCACAGCCAACAAGAAUCCAGCGACGGAUACGGCAACGUCAAGGGAUCCUACAGCCUCGUCGAAGCUGACGGUUCCACCCGUAUCGUCGAAUACACCGCUGACUCUUACGGUUUCAACGCUGACGUCAAGAAAAUCGAAGGAUCAGGAUACAAGGCCCCAGCUUACAAACCAGCAUACUCUGCACCGUCUUACUCCGCUCCGGCCUACAAGCCCGCUUACUCCGCACCAGCAUACUCUGCACCGGCCUACUCUGCACCAGCUUACUCCGCACCAGCUUACUCCGCACCGGCAUACUCCGCACCGGCUUACAAGCCAGCAUACUCUGCACCAUCUUACUCCGCACCGGCUUACAAGCCAGCAUACUCUGCACCAUCUUACUCCGCACUGGCUUACAAGCCAGCAUACUAAUUUUCUUAGUCAUAUGACACCUACGCGUCAUCUUUUUUCUUCGACAUCUUUCUUCUUUUUUUUUUUUGUACUCCUGAGUUAUCGUGUUCAUAUUAAACCGUGGUUUAAGUCUUAUAUAUGUUGCCACAUAUUAAUGUAAAUGACAAUGGAUACCAUAACUUAUUAUGUA
Sipha flava (yellow sugarcane aphid) is the source of this 869-nucleotide messenger RNA. RefSeq names its product cuticle protein 7-like. The record is from RefSeq and is a predicted model, not a curated record. Bases 101 to 700 code for a protein of 199 amino acids. NCBI's taxonomy places the organism in Eukaryota, Metazoa, Arthropoda, Insecta, Hemiptera, Aphididae. The transcript is spliced from 2 exons. Gene Ontology annotation, cellular component: extracellular matrix.